Messenger RNA from Esox lucius (northern pike), 4452 nucleotides. RefSeq names its product caveolae associated protein 1b (gene cavin1b). Gene Ontology annotation, cellular component: cytoplasm; caveola. NCBI's taxonomy places the organism in Eukaryota, Metazoa, Chordata, Actinopteri, Esociformes, Esocidae. Gene Ontology annotation, molecular function: rRNA primary transcript binding. The record is from RefSeq and is a predicted model, not a curated record. The transcript is spliced from 2 exons. Gene Ontology annotation, biological process: transcription initiation at RNA polymerase I promoter; termination of RNA polymerase I transcription. Bases 408 to 1892 code for a protein of 494 amino acids.
GAGGAAAAAAGCUGCUGGCUGCACUUUGACUGGAAGGGUUUCUCCUUGAAGGGUGUCAUUCGCUUCCCAACGCUCCUACAGUUACUUCCAAAGCAAGAUUGCUUCCCUGGAGACUGGAGUUCAUCCAAGGAUUAGGAACAAGAGGGAAGAGAGAGUGCCUGCUUGUGUACUUGAGAGCAAGCGCUUGAACAGGACUGAACUGUAAGGGACCAAAGAAAAGCAGAGAAGACAGAGAAGCGUGAGUCAGGUGAGAGAGGGGGUUAAAAAAACUGUGAUCUUAAAACCAAGGAAUUUGAUUGAAGUUAAAACAUAUUUAUGAGGCAUCUGUUUUCAGCCAUCCUUCUUUCAGAAUUGUAGUCCUCUUACUUAUUUUUACGGCCUUCAUCCAGACAACAAUCCAGGAGAUCAUGGAAGUGGAAACAUCCAGCCUAAACUUGGAGGAGCAGGAGCGGCACCAGACCCUCACCGAAAUCUCAGACGAUGAAGUCAACCUUCCCCCUUCUGACGACGAAGAAGAUACCGCCGCUGCCAAGGAACGCUCGUCGGUGGCCCUCGCCAUCUCCGAGGGCGAUCAGGAUGAAAAGGAAGGGGAGAAACCAGAUGGCCAAGUGAAUGGCGUCAUGGUCCUGUCGUUGCUGGACAAGAUCAUCGGGGCGGUGGACCAGAUCCAGCAGACUCAGACUGGCCUGGAGGCUCGGCAACAGGACAUGGAGCGUUCGGUGACCGGGAUCCAGGGGGAGCUCACCAAACUGGCCAAGAGCCACAGCACCACGUCCAACUCGGUCAACAAGAUGCUGGAGAAAGUGCGCAAGGUGAGCGUCAACGUGAAGACGGUCCGCGCUAACCUGGAAAAGCAAGGGGGACAGAUCAAGAGGCUGGAGAGCAAUGAGAACGAGCUGCUGAAGAGGCGAAACUUCAAAGUCAUGAUCUACCAGGAUGAGGUGAAACUCUCCUCCAAAUUGAGUGUAUCCAAGUCCCUGAAACUUCCAGAGCUGGUGCAGGAAGGAAGAGGCAGCACGCAGAGCCUCAAGGAAGGAGCCGAGGAGCAUGGAGAGGAGGGAGAAGAGAAGCCCCACUUGGACCUCUCCUCUGAUGAGGAGGAGCUAGCGAUCGAAGAGACCAUCGAGGAGUCACGUGCCGAGCGCAUCAAGCGCAGCAGUCUUCAGCGCGUGCAAAACAUCAAAAGUGCCUUUUCCAAGGAGAAGAUGGCACUGACCAGGGAAAAGAUGGGCUUCCACAAACAGAAGACCAAUAAGGAGAAUGUGGAGAAAGCUCCAAAGCCAAAUGUCAAGGAGAACUUCGACAAGACCAAACAAAACGCCAAAGAAAACUUCAACAAGACCAAACAAAAGACAAAGGAGAACUUAGAGAAGACCAAGCAGAAGACCAAGGAGAACCUGGAGAAGACCAGGCAGAAGACCAAGGAGAACCUGGAGAAGACACGUCAGAACAUUGAGAAAAAGAUGGGCAAGCUUAGCACGCGCAUGAGUGUCAACCCAGAGCACAAGGAGAAAAUAAAAACAUCACGGCAGAAGAUGAUGAAAUCCUUCACCCCUGACCACACCGUCUAUGCGCGUGACAAGACCGCUGUCUACAAAGUGCCUCCCUUCACCUUCCAUGUCAAGAAGUUUCGUGAAGGCGCCAUGGAGCCUGUGGAAAUCCAGGGGACCGAGAUGGUGGAGGUAUCCCAAGACCUGAAUCCUUUUCAGGGGCUGGAGGACGACUGCAAUGAGGGCUGUGUGGAUCUGGAGGAGGAGAGGGAGAUGAUGAAUGGAAGAGGGGAGGAGGUGGGGAUGGAGGAUGAAGAGGAAGACGAAGAGGAUGACAGCCAUUCCCUGCAGGAGAUGGACUCUGAGCAUGUGCUGGUGGAGCGAGAUAGAGACAGUGAUUAGGCGAGGAAGAGGAGCAGUACCAGGAAGGCGAUGGAAACAGCUACAUCCAUUCACAAAAUUCCCCAAAAGCCCCUUGAGGUUCUUGUGUAGAUCAAAAAAGUUUGUCCCUUUCCCUUAUUUCUGUCCAAUCAACUGUUAGGGGCAUGGCUAGGGAUAUAUUUUGGAUUUGAACAAUGAAGAGAAAAAGAAAAGGGAAAAGAUAGACAAUAAACAACAGCACAGGGUUCAGGGGUGGUAAGGAACGGGUUGGUAAGGAAUAGACAAUACAAAUUCAAUUUCUGUUUUUAAGUAAUAAUUUCUGUGUAGGGGUAUGGCCAUUAUCUUUAGAAAGUAACAGUGUAAUAUUUUAUCACCACAGUCCAUAAUCUUGGUUAAACUGAAAAGUUACUUUCACUCACAAUAGAUUUUAAAUAGAAGUUGAUUAAGUGGAAAUUUGUUAUAAUUUGUUUAUUUAAAAAAUGCUUUAGAAACAUGUGACAAAAAGUUAUCAAACAGGCCAUUAUACGAUGGGAAAAUGUUACCCCCUUUGUUCUAUAGAUGAGCACAAAAUUUGCACAAACUCUAACAUAUUUUAAAGGCAAAUAGGGUAGAAGUACAUUUGCCCUGAAAAAAACAUUAUAACACAUCAAAUAUGUUAUGAAUCUGAUGAUAUAUGUAAUCUUAAAUUAAACAGUAUCGGACUGAAUCCAGGAAGUAAGGCAAAAUGGGCAAUUACUUUCUCAUUGUACAACUGAUUGUCAAAUGCCUACAUUUUAAAUAUUCAUAGAUUAACAAACAAUAAACAACAACGUAAGGUAUACAAUGACAAUGAUUCACCAUUGUAACUGAGUAAUAAAAUGACCUGAUUUACGUUUUGAAAGAUUUCGGUCUACACCAAAGUGUUACAUCAUUCUUCUUACAGUGUGUCUAACAAAAAGUCCUUUUCUCAAAUGAAGGUUCAUAACAUCUGCAACAAACAUUUGUUAUGACAUUAUUUGUUAGGACAUUUUUUAUUAUAACGUGUUAUUUGUUAUAACAAUACAAGUUAUGUCAGAUUUGUGGUACAUAACUCAUGCUGUUGGGGAACGUUUUUAGAUAGAGAACAUUCUGAGAAAUAGGGUUGAAAUUACUCUGAAAUAUUGAGUCAUUUCAGCCCUCUGUUUUGAUGUGAAAACAUAUAGGCAGCACAUCUUUACAGAGAUCUUUACAGAGUUCUUUACAGUCUUGGUGGAACAUUUAAGUUGUGCCACCGGUGUGCUAUACAACCAUGUACAAAAGCAAUUAUUUGUUUUAUCAAUGUGGAUUUGAACACGUUUCUUGUAUGUGUUGAGUUGAAGAUCAUACAUAAUCAUACAUAAUUCCUUCUUCAAUUAUUUUUUAUGUCUAGUCUCUUUUGCCACCUAGCUGCCAUUUACGGUAUUACACAGUAGGAAAUUUGCAGUGCUAAGACCAGCCUCCUCUUCUUGCAAAUGAAUAACGACCUACUUAGUCACAGAUGAAGGAGCAAUGCUUCAGUCCCAAUAGGCCAAUACUGAGCACUUGUACUUUCCUACUUUUUAACCUGGUUGAUGUAAGAUUGUCAAAAACAGAAUGUUUAUAUGCUUUCAUUUUUUGUUUACAUGUUCACUUGUUUUGCGCAGAUGUAUAAUUCCCGGGAUUCAAUCUGAUUACGCAUUUUCAUUCUUUUUGUCCUGCAUACCGAUCCAAUCAGAAAUGUACCAUAAAAUGGUGCACCAUUCAAAUAUGUGACAGAAUUUCAUCCUGGCUCAAAUGUGAGCAUGGCAACAAGUUCACUGUCACUGAUUAUUCCAACAGUACAUAAAAGCACAUAUUGUACAUGCACCAUCAUCGCCACUAAUUUUUUUACUUUAUCUUUCAAAUACAUAGAUAGGUGAUUGUUGGAUCUUUUGUUCAGAGCUGAACUAGAAUUUUCCUCCAAACCGUGUCGAAGUGGAAGGCAGUACUUCAGUGUCAGUGAUUUUCCUGGGCUUGUUCAUCAAGGCAUAGAAAAUAAAACAUAAAAAACUAACAUUGCUUCGAAAAUCAGUUUCUUAUUUGACACGUUCAGGUAGUCCUUCAAUGUUAGCGUUUUCUUCUGUUUGGUUCCUAAUGAACGCAGCCCAGGUUAUUAAACCCGGACCUGUUUAUUAUACCUUCAGAAUCAUUUGAAGGUUCCAGUUAUUUUUUUCUACCAUUAAUUUUCAUGUAUGUAAGGCUAAUGAAUGUGAAUCACUGUCAUAGCGGAGAAAAAGAGUGGAUCGGCCUUAUUGUUAAACCAUUGAGCCUUAAUUUACUUUCUGUGUCUCCAUACCCUCUGUUAAAAGACUUGCCUUAAACAACAAACAUUCAUGAAAUAAGUUUUAUAUUUUUGUUCAAAAAGCUUCAAUAGCAAUUACCGACUAUGCUUUAGGUGCAGUUCUAGAACAACUCGGGGGGAAAUCCCACGACUUGAAGGUUUUCUAAGACUUAUUCCUUCAUCUCUUUUUCAUGUUGGCUAAAUAAUGCAUAUUAGGAAUUAUAUACCAUGUAAUGACUCUUUGCCUAACCACUAAUAUUUUAAUAAAAGCUAUUUGAUUCACAA